This is a messenger RNA of Dendroctonus ponderosae (mountain pine beetle), 1896 nucleotides long. RefSeq names its product leucine-rich repeat-containing protein 43-like. NCBI's taxonomy places the organism in Eukaryota, Metazoa, Arthropoda, Insecta, Coleoptera, Curculionidae. The transcript has 7 exons. The record is from RefSeq and is a predicted model, not a curated record. Bases 51 to 1802 code for a protein of 583 amino acids.
CUGACAUUUCGUGUUCAACAUGCCAAAUUUCCAGUAAAACUGCCCUUCCGAUGGAUCAAAGUACUAAAAUUCUUGACUUACCGUCCGCCAAACAUUUAGAGGCGCAUCACUGGACCGUCGAGGAGAAGAUCUUCAGAAGAAAAGCGCGCAUCCUGCAACAAAUCGCCACUUUAAACAUCCCAUUGAAAUCGGGGCUUCUGUACAAGUUGAAAAUGUCGAUUUUUGGGCCGUUUAUGAAGGAGAUGAACGCCCAGGAACAUCAAAAUCGCAUGUUCAACGAGAAUAAGUUGCAAAUCUUAAAAUGGCACUUGCAACGGUACAACCAGCACGAUACCGAUAUUGUGGCGCAGCGAAAUGGGUUUUUGAGGAACCAUUACGAUCUGCUCAAAACAGCCGUGGACAAAUGUGAGAUAAUCGAUCUGGGGUUUUUCAGAAACAAUCUGAAAUAUUUGCAGUUGGACUGCUGUUUUAUCAAAGAAAUGGACAACAGUCUGCAAAAGUUUGAGCAACUGCGAAUGCUGACUCUGUCUGGGAACUUUCUGAUGCAAGUGCCAGGGAUAAUGCUGCCCAGAAGUUUGGUUUUUCUGGAACUUUUUGACAAUUUGAUUGAGGAUUUGAGCGAGUUUCUCAGGCAUUUGCCCAAGAACUUGAGACAUCUCGGUCUCGGGAGGAAUCAACUGAAAGACGAUUGCCUCCGCCAUCUGCUGGGCGCAACGCAACAACUUUGCUGCUUGAAAUGCCUGGACCUGUCCGAUAACGAUAUGCAUGCCCUGAGCUCUACUUUGCACGCUCUUCAAAACUGCAGCAGUUUAACCGCGCUCUCCCUAGAGGGCAACCCAUGUUCUAUGCUGCCCAGCUAUAGAGCAAGCACAUUGAGGCUGCUGCCUCAUUUACUUAUUCUGGACGGCCGGAAAAUCCUGGAAACUGACCGCCAAAUCUAUGGUGAACCGAAAACCAACUGCCUCCCGCAACUGAUUUUCCAAUGCUUCAGGAUUAUGGGCCUGCCCGAGCCUCCAAAAGACAAAAAGAACGCGCAAACCAUCCAUGUAGAAGUGAAUUUUCCGUUACUGUCUGAAUGUGGGUCAGUUGAAGAAGCGGCCGCUAAUCAACCUCCAGUCCCCGAUGCGGAUGCAACAGGACCCGAGGAAAUACCCAAAAUAGCAGCAAAAAAUCCGAAGAAAAAAGGCAAUAAAAAGGACAAGAAAAAAUCGUAUUUCUCCGGAGAAAACGAGUAUGAUGAGCAGAAGGAAUUGCAGAACUGUUGGUUCAAAAGCGAGCCAGUUGCAUGGGCGAAAAUCAUGCAGUUUCCUGCCACACAAGUAGAAAACUUGCCAAAUAAAUCCAUGGAAAUUAGAGACACUUUUAGAAGCAUUGUACCUGUUCGUAUCGUCUACCUAAAGGUGGCACCACACUCGGUCAAAACCAAAAAACCAAAAGGCAAAAAAAAGAAAAAAGACAUAAAAGCUACUAAAGGCGAAACUGAAGAGCCAAAUGAAGAAGGAUCAGUGGGGAGCUGCAAGAAAACCGUGCUAAAAAAAGUGACAAUAGCAAGCUUUUAUUGUGAGCUGAAAAGUCUCAACUGGAGUGAUGAGACUGAAGAUUUCUACUGGGCGGACCACCCAGAUUUGGGAGAAAAGGCAAUCCGAGUGGAAGGGUCGUUAAAGGCUAUAGAUUAUGACUUGAAUGCUUCGACCAAGACCAGAAAAUUAGCUUCGGGAAGAACUGAAGCCGAAGGCUCACUUAAAGAGCAUCUGCCUAACGUGCUCACUUGUCAAGUUGGAUUCGGGGUAGCCAGAAUUUAAAAAAUAAUGCACCUUUAGCAUUCGGAAUGUAAAUCACUUGAACGUCAUUAAGCUUAAUGAGUGUACUUUCCAUAGAAAUAGAUAAUUAAGUAGG